This is a messenger RNA of Triplophysa rosa, 3759 nucleotides long. It is a transcript of the gene tnpo3, whose product is annotated as transportin 3. The transcript has 23 exons. Gene Ontology annotation, cellular component: cytoplasm; nuclear membrane. Bases 163 to 2943 code for a protein of 926 amino acids. The record is from RefSeq and is a predicted model, not a curated record. NCBI's taxonomy places the organism in Eukaryota, Metazoa, Chordata, Actinopteri, Cypriniformes, Nemacheilidae. Gene Ontology annotation, biological process: protein import into nucleus. Gene Ontology annotation, molecular function: small GTPase binding.
CGGACACGUUUGACGAACACACAGGAGCGCCCUGUGUCUGCUUGAGAUGGCGGCUAGAACGGAGAACGCGAGGGCCGAAUAAACACCCAACCUACGCGUCCACGACUUCCCGACUCGCGCAAACCGUGUUAUUUACCCUGCAUCUUCACCAAAACGAAGCAAAUGACUACCAUGGAAGGCGGGAAACCGUCCCUGCCGCUGGUUUACCAGGCCGUACAGGCGCUGUAUCACGACCCGGACCCUGCCGGCAAGGAGCGCGCCUCGGUCUGGCUGGGAGAGCUGCAGAGAUCGAUGUACGCAUGGGAGAUCUCAGACCAACUCCUGCAGCUCAAGCAGGACGUGGAGUCGUGUUAUUUCGCAGCCCAGACCAUGAAGAUGAAGAUCCAGACGUCGUUCUACGAGCUUCCCCCAGAAACCCACAAUGCACUGAGAGACUCGCUCCUGUCUCACAUACAGAACCUCAAAGACUUGUCUCCCAUCAUCAUUACACAGCUUGCUUUGGCAAUCGCAGAUCUGGCUCUUCAGAUGGCCUCGUGGAAAGGCUGUGUUCACACUCUCAUAGAAAAAUACGGUAACGAUGUGUCCUCCAUGCCUUUCCUCAUCGAGAUUCUCACCGUCCUGCCAGAGGAGGUUCACAGCCGAUCUCUAAGGAUCGGGGCCAACCGACGGACAGAGAUCAUUGAGGAUCUGGCUUAUUACUCUACCACUGUGGUCGCUCUUCUGGUGACGUGCACCGAGAAGUCCGGGAACAAUGAGAAGAUGCUUAUCAAGGUGUUCCGAUGUUUGGGAAGCUGGUUUAAUUUAGGAGUGUUGGACAACAAUUUCAUGGCCAGCAAUCAGCUGCUGAUGAUAUUGUUUCAAGUGCUGCAGAGAGAUGAGACAUCCACGAACCUCCACGAGGCGGUGUCCGACUGCGUGUGUUCCGCGCUGUACGCGAUUGAGAACGUGACCACCAACAUGCCUCUCGCCUUGCAGCUCUUCCAGGGGGUCCUCACUCUAGAAACGGCAUACCACAUGGCUGUAGCCCGAGAAGACCUUGACAAGGUGCUAAAUUACUGCCGGAUUUUUACCGAACUGUGCGAGACGUUUUUGGAGAUGACGGUAAGGACUCCUGGGCAGGGCAUGGGAGAUCUUCGCACCUUGGAGCUGCUGCUCAUUUGCGCAGGACAUCCCCAGUAUGAGGUGGUUGAGAUCUCAUUCAACUUUUGGUAUCGUCUGGGUGAGCACCUUUAUAAAACGAACGACCCGGGGCUUCACAGAGUGUUCAGGCCGUACAUACAGAGACUGCUGCACAGCCUCGCUCGCCACUGCCAGCUCGACCCAGAUCAUGAAGGAGUCCCAGAGGACACGGAUGAUUUCGGGGAGUUCAGGAUGAGGGUGUCAGAUCUUGUUAAAGAUGUCAUUUUCCUUGUAGGCUCUAUGGAGUGUUUUUCACAGCUAUAUUCAACUCUAAGGGAGGGAAACCCACCGUGGGAAGUAACUGAGGCUGUUCUGUUUAUAAUGGCGUCUAUUGCUAAAAGUGUAGAUCCUGAGAAUAACCCCACUCUGGCAGAAGUGCUGGAGCAGAUUGUGAUGCUUCCUGAGAGUGUCCACAUUGCUGUGCGCUACACCAGCAUCGAGCUGGUCGGAGAGAUGAGCGAAGUGAUCGACCGGAACCCUUGCAUGCUGGAUCCUGUUUUGAACUACCUGAUGAAGGGGUUGAGGGAAAAGCCGUUGGCAUCUGUGGCAGCUAAAGCCAUUCACAACAUCUGCUCGGUGUGUCGAGACCACAUGGCGCAACACUUCCAGGGCCUGCUCGAUAUCGCCCGCUCCCUCGACUCGUUUGCCCUGUCUACAGAUGCCGCCGUUGGCCUUCUGAAAGGCACAGCACUGGUGUUGGCCCGUCUCCCCCUGGAGAGGAUCGCAGAAUGUCUUAACGAUCUGUGCGCCGUUCAGGUUAUGGCACUGAAAAAGCUCCUUGCUCAGGACUCAAGCAGUGGAAAGUUAUCAGACCCCACUGUGUGGCUGGACAGACUGGCGGUUAUUUUCAGACACACAAACCCCAUAGUAGAAAACGGACAGACGCACCCUUGCCAGAAGGUCAUCCAGGAGAUUUGGCCAGUGAUGUCGGAAACGUUGAACGCACACCGGAGCGAUAAUCGGAUUGUGGAGCGCUGCUGUCGUUGCCUGAGGUUUGCAGUGCGUUGCGUUGGAAAAGGCUCCGCCUCCCUCUUACAGCCUCUUGUGACUCAGAUGGUCAGCGUGUAUCAGGUGUACCCUCACUCCUGUUUUCUGUACUUGGGCAGCAUUUUAGUGGAUGAGUAUGGCAUGGAGGAAGGAUGUAGGCAAGGCCUUUUGGAUAUGCUACAGGCUCUCUGCAUGCCCACCUUCCAGCUGUUAGAGCAGCCUAAUGGACUACGCAAUCACCCCGACACAGUGGACGACCUGUUUAGACUCGCCACCAGGUUCGUCCAGCGCAGUCCGGUCACGUUGCUAGGCAGCAGUAUUAUCAUCCACAUCAUCCAGUGUGCCAUCGCCGCCACCACACUGGACCAUCGAGAUGCCAACUGCAGCGUCAUGAAGUUCAUCCGAGACCUUAUACACACAGGGGUCACGAAUGAUCACGAGGAUGACUUUGAGUUGCGGAAGCGUCUGAUUGGUCAGGCCAUGGAGCAGCACGGGCAGCAGCUGGUCACUCAGCUCAUCAACACCUGCUGUUUCUGUCUGCCGCCUUACACCCUGCCCGACGUGGCUGAAGUCCUCUGGGAGAUCAUGGUCUUUGAUCGGCCGACGUUUUGCCGCUGGCUGGAGGCUGCACUGAAGGGUCUCCCUAAAGAAACAGCUGGGGGCGCUAUAUCAGUCACACAUAAGCAGCUCACUGACUUCCAUAAGCAGGUCACAAGUGCGGAGGAAUGUAAACAGGUUUGCUGGGCGAUAAGAGAGUUCACACGACUGUACCGAUAGCUGUCUUAUGUCUACUGAUGCUGCAAGGCCAGGUCGGAUUUUUUGUUUUACGAGCAUUCGGAAGAAGAGGCAAAGGGGGAGCCAUGUUGACCACUGUUGAGAAACUAAAGGGAACUCUUGCAUGAAGGAUUUGGGGGCCUUGGCACCGUGGAAAGCCAACCAAUCGGAUCGGAGCUCUGGAGCGGCAGGGUUUCAGGAAAUUGCCUAGCGGGUGUCAAAAGACAGAAGCCCCAUCCCUCCCUUUCCCCUCGCGAAGACACUGAUGCCAGCCUAAAGCAAGAGAGAGGGUGGGUUACGGAAGGGACGAUGUUCUGGGGGGGACCAAGUUUGGGACAUUAAAGCGUUUACACCCAUUUCAAAACGUGAAUGAAGUCUGCAUCAGUCAGAUUUUGGUGGGAUCCAUCGGAAGAGACAAAGUAAGGAUGUGCCUGGUUGCAAAUCAUAAUGCAUCGUUAAAAAAAGAGACUUGUAUGUUUUUAAAAACAAAUGGAGAUUUAUUUUCAUGGACGUGUGUUUAGAGAUGGCUUUGCUGUCAGUGCCAUACAAAUGAUUACCAAAUGAUUGUCACAAGCAGCAAGAGCCUGCGGGACAUUUCAAAGGGAGAAUCCCGGUCGAGUUGGCGUCACCUUUGACCUUUUUAAAGUUGGCUGGAGUUUUAUUCGUACAGGUUAUGCUGUAAAAUACGGAGUGGACUGGCAGGUGCUUUUUUUUUGUUCUUUCACCAUCGUGGCACAUGGCAUCGUAGAGACGCUGAAAUCCUCUUCAGAGCGUGUGCGGCCAUUGUGCAAACAAAUAAAUCAAACAUUGUGAGGAACG